Molecule: messenger RNA, 2221 nt
Organism: Manihot esculenta (cassava)
Lineage: Eukaryota; Viridiplantae; Streptophyta; Magnoliopsida; Malpighiales; Euphorbiaceae
Exons: 2
Coding region: 259-1665 (468 amino acids)
Molecular function (GO): protein binding
Source: RefSeq, a predicted model, not a curated record
CCACCACCCUGUAACAUCCUCUCUCCCUCUUUCUCUCCUCGUCCUCCACCACCUGUCCCUCCCCCACGACCACUAGCAGCACCAAAUCUCCAUCCAACCAACCACCGCUCCCACUACCCAUAAAAGAUCUUAUAAAAGAUCUCCUCAGUCUUCUCUCCUUCUCUUUUCUUUCAUGCUAAUGGACUUCUAAUUCUCACCACCCACCUCUCAAAACCCUCCUCUCCUUUCAUCUUCAAAUUCUAUUCAGAACCCACCAAUAUGGAGAACUAUUCAUAUAAUUCAUACCCAGAUUCCGGCCACUCCUCUCCUCGAUCCCGCGAAAUUGAGUUCGAGAACCCCACGCCGUGGGAGGACCAAUCCCAGCAGCAGCCUCAGGAUUUUAAAGCUAAGUUUAUGUGCAGCUAUGGUGGCAAGAUCCACCCUCGUCCUCAUGAUAAUCAGCUCUCUUAUAUUGGUGGUGAGACCAAAAUUCUCGCCGUUGAUCGGAAUAUUAAGUUCUCCGUCAUGAUCAGUAAGCUUGCUGCCCUUUGCAAUGAUACAGAUAUUUCUUUCAAGUAUCAGCUCCCAGGUGAAGAUCUUGAUGCUUUGAUUUCUGUUACUAACGAUGAUGAUCUCGAACAUAUGAUGCAUGAGUAUGAUCGUCUUUUUCGAGCUUCUGCUAAACCUGCCCGUAUGCGGCUUUUCUUGUUCCCGGUCAAUCCUUCGCCGGCGAGUUUUGGGUCUGAAGGAUCCAAAUCGGAAAGGGACCGUUUUAUUGAGGCCUUGAAUUCCGGUCCUAGUCACGUCCCCGAGGCCAACAAACCGUCGCCGAAUAAUGUUGAUUUCUUGUUUGGGUUAGAGAAAGGUGUUCCUCAGCCGCAGCCGGUCAAAGUGCCUGAUUUACAAGAAGCGCAAGUUGGGGUGGGUCACGAUGAUCGGGUUUUAGGAUCGGAUCAAUUGAACGUGCAGACCCAGUUGCAGAGGAUGCAGAUUAGAGAACAGGAACAGCAAACUAUGUACAGGAAAAACAGUGAUGAGAAUUUGGUGGGUGGUUACCCCGGCGAGUACUACGUUCAAAAAUUGCCUGAUAAACUUCCUCCGGCGACUUUGCCUGUUACAGUCCCGCAAACGAUGACUGCUCCAGCGGGAUAUUGGCCUGAGAAACAGUUCGCAGCCGGAGGAUACCAGCCAGCUGCUGUGACUGUGACGACCACGCCGGCUCCACCGGAACAACAACAGGUUUACAUGCUACCAGGUCCAGCUCCCGGCACAAUUUAUCACACUCCAGUCAUGCGACAAGUCACCGGACAACCGGGUCAACCAUAUUACAUGCAGAGGAUGGGAGGACCUGAAGUUUACCGGGAGCAGCCGGUGUACAAUAUGGUCCCACAACCCCAACAACAGCCACCUCCAAUGUCUGCAGCGCAGGGGCCCAUGGGGGUAGUGAGGCCAAAUGCGGCGGGAGUAGGGGUGACCGAUACUGGUUACGCACCGGUGGCGUAUGAUAGCGGAGUUGGGAGGCAGAUGUACUACACUGCGCAGGGAGGCGUAAUGCAGGCACCUCCUCAGUAUCAGGGAGUUGGUGGGGUGGCAGUUAGUGGUGAAAUGAGACAUGUUGGUGGCGGUGGGGCUCCUAGUCAGGACGGUAAGGGGGUGGUUUCAAAGGUUUCACAAUCUUCAGUGUGAUUAUGGUAUAAGGGGUGAUGGUCAAGCUUCAUUAAUCCCCCCCAAUUUUUUCUAAGAAGAAUAUACCAAUUGUCGUCUCCAUUCAAUGUUGAGAGUUGAAUUUAGGCUAUAACUCAUGGUUUCGAAUUCUAAGGUAGAAAAGUCUGGAAUGAGAAUGAUGGAUCUGUGAGUGAAGAUGAUCAUAUCUUGAAAGCAUCAACAUAGAUUCCAAGAAUUUUAGUCCCUUUUGCAAAAGAAUUUUAGAGAAUAAGGUGUGAAUAUCUUUAUUCUUGAGAUGAUUUUAUUUUCUAAGCAUUUGCCAAUCUAAUAUCUAUAUGCAUAAUAUCAUUUUUCCAAACACUGAAUAAUUUGGGUUUUGAAAAUAGAUAUUAAGAUAUUCAUGAAUGAUUAUGUAAUGGAUGUUAAGACGUGUAGGAUUUGCAUUGAAAUGUCUUUAAUCUUUUGUAUUUUUUAGGCAACAAUUAUUUUUGCUGACUCUCUCUCUAAUUAACAAAUUGAAAUUCUUGCUUAGUCAUCUUAUUCUUGCCUAAGCAUUGAAAACCCACAAAAAAGAAUU